AAUUGUCAAUUUGUCAUCCAAGAUUGCUGCUGCUGAUCACCUGCGGUGACAUCUAACUGCAGAGGCCGGAGUAUCCGAGUGAUCGAGAAGCAGAGAUCGAUGAGCAGGGACCUAUGAUGACCAGCGGCUUGCGGCUGCGGCGCGCUGCUCGGCGUGCGCGGCAGAUGAGCGCGACUGGCCCUCUUUCCACGCACGAGCGCAUGAGCUAUGAGCCAACAGCGCGGCAAAGGCGGACCUCGUCGCCCCGAGGCAGCAUAUAUAGAGCGCACCUGGGACGGCUCGAUGUUGCUCACCGUUGUCCCGUUCCCCUUCUCACUCAUCUCUCGACUUGCUCACACUCCAACUACCCCUCCAUCUUCUUUCACCCACAAUCUAUCUUUCAUCAUGACCGACUACACCUUCCAGGGAUGGGCCGGGUACGGCUUCGACAGCGUCAAGGGCAACAUGAAGCUCAUCGACUUUGAGCCUCCCGCCUUUGACGAGGACUACGUGGACGUCAAGAUCCAGUACUCCGGCAUCUGCGCCAGCGACACGUCGCAGCUCGGUGGCGAGUGGGGUCCUUACAACGGCCCCAUCGUUGGUGGCCACGAGAUCAUUGGCGAGGUCGUUCGCGUGGGUCCCAAGGCCACCGGCGUCAAGGUCGGCGACCUCGUAGGCAUCGGCGCGCAGUGCGACUGCUGCCGCGAGUGCGAGUGGUGCGAGGCCGGCAAGGACAACUUCUGCCCCGACUUUCUGUACACGUUCGGUGUGGGCGGCUACAAGCGCGGCCUGAACAAGGGCAAGCAGCACUACGGUGGCUUCGCGACGCACUGGCGCGGCCCGGCGCGUUUCGCGAUCCCCGUCCCGGCCACGCUUGAUCCCGCUCAGGCUAGCAGUCUCAUGUGCGCCGGCAUGACCGUGUUUGCGCCUCUCAAGCGCUUCGGCGUCCCCGCCAAGCGCUCCGUCGGCGUCCUCGGUAUCGGCGGCUUGGGACACAUGGCGAUCAAGAUCGCCAAGGCCAUGGGCGCCGAGGUGACGGCCAUCUCACGCGGCGAAGCCAAGAAGGCGCAGGCGCUCGAGCUUGGUGCUGACAAGUUCAUCGCUACUGGCCCCGACCUCAAGGCCAGCCUGGCACCCUUCGCCCGCAGCGUCGACAUUAUCAUCAGCACUAUCAAUCCUCCCCAGCUCGACCUCGAGGCGUACGCCGGCCUUGUCAAGCCCGAAGGCACGUUCUGCCUUGUUGGCAUCGUGACCAAGCCGCUCGAAAUCACCGCCACCCAGCUUAUCCGCGGCUGCAUCGCUGUCGCGGGCUCCAACAUCGCUUCGCCCGCCGACAUUGCCGAGCUUCUUCAGCUCGCGGCGGAGAAGAAGAUUGAGCCUUGGGUCCAGAAGUGGAAGUGGGAGGACAUGAACAAGGCUAUCGUACACACCGCCGAGGGCAAAGCCAAGUUCCGCAACGUCAUCGUUCUCGAGCAGAACGGUGGUAAGAUGUAAGCGACAGCAACACAAAAUGACUCGGCGCACCGCACAGGGUGUAGGAGGGUGUAGGUUGAGAGCAAGCAUGGAGCAUGGGAUUGAAGGGCACCUUCUGCUGGAGCAUGUCGAGGCAAAUACAAACAAUGCCGAUGAGGGAGA
Molecule: messenger RNA, 1614 nt
Organism: Cutaneotrichosporon oleaginosum
Lineage: Eukaryota; Fungi; Basidiomycota; Tremellomycetes; Trichosporonales; Trichosporonaceae
Biological process (GO): alcohol metabolic process
Molecular function (GO): zinc ion binding; alcohol dehydrogenase (NADP+) activity
Source: RefSeq, a predicted model, not a curated record